Molecule: messenger RNA, 459 nt
Organism: Gossypium arboreum
Lineage: Eukaryota; Viridiplantae; Streptophyta; Magnoliopsida; Malvales; Malvaceae
Exons: 4
Coding region: 1-459 (152 amino acids)
Source: RefSeq, a predicted model, not a curated record
AUGCCGAGUAUUAAUCACUGCGAUGAGGCCUACUUAGUACCCUACCCCCACCUUAAAUUCCUAAAGAGCCGCGCGAUUUCGAAGAACGAUGAUGAGAAAGUUUGGUCAAGGACCAAUGCUAGGGUCGGUGUUAAAGAUGCCGGCAAUAUGGUUUUGGGUUUGAGCCAAAACUUGAGUUUGUACGUGCAAUUUUCAACUUCGGUGAAGCGAGGAUCGAAGCCCGGCAAAGUGGAAGAGGAGAAGCAGGAUUAUUACGUGAAUAUAGGUUACGCUAUUUGGACCUUGAGAGAGGAGUUCCUGGACACCUUCUAUAGAGAGCUCAUUUUUUAUAUUUACAGAGAAGAAGCAGUUGUGUACAUUAAUGGCACCUUUUUUGUACUGAGGGAGUUAAAUAAGCCUGUUGAUACCCUAAAGCAUGUCGGAAUUACUGGACCUGUGGUGGAACACAUGGAGGCAUGA